Aphanomyces invadans is the source of this 1539-nucleotide messenger RNA. RefSeq lists its product as hypothetical. The transcript is spliced from 5 exons. Lineage: Eukaryota; Oomycota; Saprolegniomycetes; Saprolegniales; Verrucalvaceae. The coding region runs from base 31 to 1464 and encodes 477 amino acids. The record is from RefSeq and is a predicted model, not a curated record.
GCGUUAACAGAGCCUUCCAUCGCAACAGGAAUGUUUCAGUCCGCGCUCUUGUCGACCGCAUUGAUGUUUUACUGGCCACUCCAGGACCACAUUUCGCCGAUCGUUGUGGAUGCAUCUGGCCAAGGCCGCCAUGGCGUCAAUGGCAAUUGCCCGGUUCAAAAGCCAGUUGCUGUCAAGUUUAGGCCGUCCAACACUGGUCUUCAGCUCUUGCCAUUGCGAUCCUUGUCCUGCAACGUCGAUGCCAAGGUAGACGGUGCGUGGACGCUGCAGUGGUUGGUUCGAUGGCUCGCCGUGUCAAACGGGUCGCCGCUUCCGUCGACGCCGUUUUUGACGCUUCGAUCCUCGACCGGCCACAUGCACCACUUGUCGUUCACAUCCCACCUUUGCUUGGAAUGGACGCGGCACGGAAACGCCGUCGUCACUUCGCGCGAUUCCUUGGCCAUCGACACGACGUACCACGUGGCGUUGGUGGCACCUGCAUCCGGGCCGGUGACGUGCUUUGUCAACGGCCAAGAGAUCUUUCAAUCGCCAUCGGGCGUGUCCGACAUCGUCGGCGUCGAAUUUGCCCUGACGUCGCCAGCGAUGCCACAUCAAGUACCGUUGUUGAGCCACGUUGCGCUCAUCGCCCGAGACUUGACUGCCGAAGAGUUGCAGCCCUUGGUUCGAGCAGCCGUGCCGUCCCCCCAGCUUGUAGCUCACGGCGCGGAUCCUGUCGACCCUUCAGUGAUUUGUCGGGAAUCGGAGGCACUCGAGGACUCUGGCUACCGCGUGUCGGCAAUUCAUCUGUGGAGCGGCGACUACUUCGACGGUGUACAGUUGACAUACCAAACGAAACAUGCGCAAACAACGCCCGGGCGUGCGUGGACCACGGGAGGUGCUGCGACUGCCACCAUGCAAACGUUGCAGUUGCUCGAAGGGGAGUUUAUCUCCGAGGUGCGAGGUCGUCGCGGAGCAUGGAUGGAUCAACUCAGCGUGACCACCAACUUUGGCCGGUCGUUGACGGCGGGCGGCAAUGGAGGUGGGCCAUUUGUUGUGCCGAUUCCACCUGGUCAUAUGGCGCGCGCGUUCUCGUUCGAGUUGGGAGACCACAUCAACCAGCCUGUGGUUUUCUCGUGCCCAGCGCCGCGAGGUCCCGUGUACGUGGCGUUGAAGGCGGCAAUAGCGUCGGCAGGCAAAGAUGCGACCAAACUCGCGGCCCAAGGAGUGGCACGAUACUUGACCAACCUUGCCGACAAGCCACACAAUGUUGCGUUCCACAAAAUCAAAGCGUCCAACGCGUUCUUCGUCAAGAAUGUCGCGCCGUUGGGAGUGCAACUGGAUGCAGUCUUUGAUGCAUGUGGGUUCGAUCGUAUCCAAGGCGAUGGGGGCGAUGUCUUCUUCGUGUACCGGAAGGACACCGCGCCGGCGCACGCCGUCCGCCGCGCCCUGCAUGACAUUGCAACGUUUCUUGCAUUGACCAAGUAGAAUUGUGAGAUCAAGGGGAAUGGACCAAUCAUGCUUGCGUAUUUGGAAUGUAGCCAAUGAAAUCACGUUACAGCA